CUGAGAUAUUUGCUAAGUGUUGAUUUGCUCAGAUCGGGUGUGGGGGGUUUUUAAGGAGGGGGCACCAAGAUAGCUAGCAACGGCCCUGUUUGUGUCCUUUUAGAAAACUGAGCACUAUGGAACAGACGCCUGAGCAUGCGCGCCGCGCCAAACGUAGUAGCUUUUGACACAUAAAUAACUUCGGGCUUCGGCUCAAUCAGAAAGAAAAGGGGUGGCUCAAAUUACCCAUACACCCCUGCUGCACACGGAGUAAACUAAGUUGAACCGGAGCAAUGAACCUGUUGAACCCAAACGAAAGGCGGUGCGUACUCCUCGACACUGAGCGGCAGUGUUGCCUCUGCGAGUGAGUUCGUCAUUGUUUGGCUGGAAAGGUGAGACAGAGCUGGUCCUUUCGCACAGCUGUUGUCAGAUCGUGCAACUAUGCCUUCUCCCAUUCCUCCAACGCGUCUCCUACCCAAGGACCUCUACCCAUCCCUGGACACUGGUGCCUGCAGCAGUCCACUGAGCAAGCACUGUUCCCAUGGCUCUACGUUGCAAGUCCCGGCUCAGAGGCUUCACGGCAAAGUCGCCAACCGCCUCUGGUCCUCGGUAAUCCACUGGGAGGAGCUGCGCUGGCUGCAGCCAGUGGGCUCAGGCGGGUUUGGUUCCGUCUACAAGGCGGGGUAUCUCGGAGAGACAGUGGCUCUUAAGAAAGUCAAGACGUGUACCAAAAACCGGCUGGCGUCCCGUCAGAGUUUCUGGGCCGAGCUGAACGCCGCGCACCUGCGCCACAGGAACAUCGUGCGUGUCAUCGCGGCCACCACGUGCGUGCCCGCGGAGUUCGCGGACGAAGGAAGGAGCAUCGGUGCGAUCCUGAUGGGCUUCGCCGGGGACAGAAAUUUGCAGCAGCUCAUCUACUGCGGCACGGAGCAGUUGUCCGAGGAGCGCUGGCUGCGCUACGCCGCAGACAUAGCGCACGGCCUGCGGUUCCUCCACGCGAACGACGUGGUCCAUCUGGACAUCAAGCCCGCCAACGUACUGGUGUCGAACGAGGACGUGUGCAAGAUCGUGGAUUUUGGCUGUUCUGUCAAGUUGGAGCGCGGCGGCGAGACGAGUGUCAUCAACCCGAACCUGAACCACAUGGGCGGCACGUACACGCACAGAGCGCCGGAGCUGCUGAAGGGCGAGGCGGUGACCGCCAAAGCGGACAUUUUCUCUUUUGCCAUCACUCUGUGGCAGCUGAUCACCAGAGAUCACCCGUACACCGGUGACAAACAACACGUGCUCUACGCCGUCGUGGCCCAGGAUCUGCGGCCGCCCCUGAGCCACUGCCAGCUGCUCCUCGCUGAGCUGGGCCGGCGCUGCAGGACCCUGCUGAGCCAUUGCUGGACAGGAGACGCCCGCUGCAGACCGAGUGCUCAAGAACUGGUUCUGCACCUGGAGCAACUGAAGUCGCAUUCGUGAGUGUGAGGAGCUCCUAGUUUCGAAUAAUUCAUUUUUAAUGUUUUUCUUUUGUUUUGCUUCGUUCCGGCGAGAGCUGUACUAGCACUUUAAAGCAACCUGUAUACAGGCGUAAAAAAAACCCGAUGCUGCUGUAUGAAGUUGUCCAUAGAUACACAUGAAGUAGACCAUAAAUAUAGUUUUCUUUUUAAUAUAAUUCAAUUAUUAAUCGGGGUUGUGUGU
Molecule: messenger RNA, 1662 nt
Organism: Cynoglossus semilaevis (tongue sole)
Lineage: Eukaryota; Metazoa; Chordata; Actinopteri; Pleuronectiformes; Cynoglossidae
Gene: mos
Product: v-mos Moloney murine sarcoma viral oncogene homolog
Exons: 1
Coding region: 421-1443 (340 amino acids)
Biological process (GO): protein phosphorylation
Molecular function (GO): ATP binding; protein serine/threonine kinase activity
Source: RefSeq, a predicted model, not a curated record